Messenger RNA from Aspergillus puulaauensis, 876 nucleotides. Its product is annotated as SDR family NAD(P)-dependent oxidoreductase. NCBI's taxonomy places the organism in Eukaryota, Fungi, Ascomycota, Eurotiomycetes, Eurotiales, Aspergillaceae. The record is from RefSeq and is a predicted model, not a curated record. The transcript is spliced from 2 exons. Gene Ontology annotation, molecular function: oxidoreductase activity, acting on NAD(P)H, oxygen as acceptor. Bases 1 to 876 code for a protein of 291 amino acids. Gene Ontology annotation, cellular component: intracellular anatomical structure.
AUGGCAUCCUCUCUGAUGAGAAGUUUCGUGUCCUUUACCAAGUCUUGGCACAACGAUACUUACCCGGCCAUCUCACCCACUCGCCCGGAGCUUUCGGCCGCUGGGAAGAACGUUGUCAUCACGGGCGGAGGCACAGGCAUUGGAAAGGCUGCCGCGAUCGCCUUCGCUCAGGCCGGAGCCAAGUCGGUUUCGAUUGUUGGGCGCAGGCUCGAUCGCCUCCAGACUGCCGGGCAGGCAGUCUCAGAAGCCAACUCCUCGACUCAAGUCGUUUUGCAGACAGGAGACAUCACCGACCGCGCGUCUAUCAAUGCGGCUUUGGAUGUGAUUGUGACCAAGGUCGGCACCAACAUUGACAUCUUCGUCAGCAACGCUGGGAUGCUUCCGAUAGAGGCCCCGGUAGUCGGCUACCCAGAGGCAGAGUUCCGGCGAGCUUUCGAAAUCAACACCAUGGGCACUUUCCACGCCCUGCACGCGUUUACCCCGUUGGCGGCCCCUGGUGCAAAGUUCCUGUACACAGCAUCUUCCAUCGGUCACUGGGCUCCUCUGCCGGAAGUGCCCGGAGUGUGGAGCUACGCAGCCUCCAAGGCAGCGGCACUGAAGAUGGUUGACUACUAUGCUUUCGAACACCCAGAAAUCCACGUUGCGAGCUUCCACCCAGGCAUCGUUGGCACCGAGAUCAACCCGAACAUCCCCAUUGGGCUAGACACGGUGGAGUUGCCUGGACAUUUUGUUGUGUGGCUUGCGUCGGAUGAAGCUGCAUUUUUGAGAAAUAAGCUGGCUUGGGCAAACUGGGAUGUGGAUGAACUCGUGGCUCGUGCAGAGGAAAUCCGGACGUCGUUUCUGCUAAGGGUGUCUCUGAACGGUGUAGACAUGUAG